Callorhinus ursinus (northern fur seal) is the source of this 3404-nucleotide messenger RNA. RefSeq names its product NTPase KAP family P-loop domain containing 1 (gene NKPD1). The record is from RefSeq and is a predicted model, not a curated record. NCBI's taxonomy places the organism in Eukaryota, Metazoa, Chordata, Mammalia, Carnivora, Otariidae.
UGGGGGAGGGGGCCCUCCCCAUCCCUCCCCAUCCCUCCCCAUCCCUCAGGUGUGGUGGGGCUCCAGAGUUCUGUCCCUGCUCCCACAGCUCCGGGAGGUGGCGCCGGGCUGGUGAGCCCCACUGACAGAUGGGGAAUUUGAGGCCCCGAAAGCUUAAGUCACGUGCCCAGACCACAUGGCUGGGGCAGCCCAUCCACGCCCCUGGCCCUGUGAUGCCCCCCAACCCCCAGCCUGCUUCCCUAGGUUGUGCCAGCCCGGAGCAGAGAACUGCUGACAGACCAUGCACUGGUCUACUGGUUGUGAAUGUUAUUCUGGGUGGACAUGAUAGAAGUCAGCCUGCUUGAUGCUCGAUGGAGGUCCCCAAAGGGCAGCCAGGGCCUGUGGGUUGCAGUCUGCCUGACGGGGUGUCCUCCUGACCCCCAGGGCCCUCCAUCAGACGAGCUGAAGUUUCAUGCCUCCCUGGGGCCAGCCUGCCCUCUGCUGUCCACCCCCCCCCCCGGUGUUUGUCCCUCUGCUGGUCCCCCAGGCCUUCUUAUGGCGGGGGGACCUGAGGCCAAGUGGCCAAGACCUGAGCAACACAUGCCGAAGAAGCCCGUGCCGGCUCCUCCUUAGCAGCCUGCAUGCUUGACCUUCGUGCUCUUAGUCACCCACACGGCGCUGGGAUGUGGGCCAGGCCCCCCGCCGCCAUGCACAAACACUACACCGUCCGCUUCACCAAGGGCGCCCUGCCCCUUCGGACCCCCACCGAGCGCUACUUCUUGGACCCAGAGUUGGCGCCGCAAAAAGGAUGCUGUCACCAGUGGUGCCAUGACCCAGCGGCCCUUCGAGCCCUCGGGCCCUGUCGGCUGCCCCCACAGGUGUGCUGGCAGCUGGCCUACCAAAGCCACCGGGGGGGUGUCAGCGGCUGCUGCCGGGGCCCCCAGCCCCCCAUCUUGCAGCAGCGGCGGCAGCCCCAGCCCCUGCCUCCCAGCCCCCUGCGGCAGCGGCUCUGCUCCGUUCCAGCGGCCCGCAAGGGGCCGCCUGCAACCGCUGCUGCCCCUAGGCAGCUGGCCAGCGCCCCCCAGCGGCCCCCCGAGCUCAGCAUGUCACCCACCGCCGCACCUGCCACAGCCAGCGCCCUCCUGGAGCCCAGCACGCCCCGGGCCGCCCGCCCCCUGUUUUCCCCAGCAGCCUGCGGUCCCUUCACCUACAGCUCCGAUAUCCUGACAGAAGAUGAUGUCUACUGUAGCUGCCUGGCCAAGACCCUCUGCCACGUGCCUGUCCCUGUGACCGUGGGUUUCUAUGCCCCCUUUGGCUGCCGCCUGCACAUGAUGCUGGACAAGAUCACUGCUCUGAUGCAGCAGGAGGCGGCGCAGCGCGAGGCCGAGGAGCUGCGGCGCGUGCGGUGUCAGCCGCGGCCCGUGCGCGGCUGGGGCUUCCCGCAGCUGCUGUGGUACCUGGUGUUCCUGCAGCCUGUCAUCACCGAGCUGCACCUGCACCGCAAGAACGUCCAGUUCCUCUUCAUCCGCUUCAGCGCCUGGCACUACGCGGGCACGGACAAGCUUUGGGCCGGCUUGGUGACCACGCUGUGCGAGGGCAUCCGCCACCACUACGGCGCGCUGCCCUUCAGCGUGUACUCGGUGCUGGGCAACAAGCCGGCCGCGACGCCGGGCUUGUGCGAGCGCGAGUGGCACUGCCGGCGCCGCGUGUGCCUGGCGCUGCUGGCGCUGCUGGCGGCGCUCGGCCUCGGCGUGGGCCUGCUCUACCUGUCGGUGGGCCCCCGCGCGCAGGGCCACGGCGCGGCCAGCGGCAGCCUGCUGCGCGGGCUCGGCGGCGCGGCCACCACGCUGUCGGGCUCGGGGCUGCUCAUGGCCGUGUACUCGGUGGGCAAGCACCUGUUCGUGAGCCAGCGCAAGAAGAUCGAGCGGCUGGUGUCACGCGAGAAGUUCGGCAGCCAGCUGGGCUUCAUGUGCGAGGUGAAGAAGGAGGUGGAGCUGCUCACCGACUUCCUGUGCUUCCUGGAAAUCUACCAGCGGCGGCGGCUGCGCGUCGUGCUCGAGGUCACCGGGCUGGACACGUGCUACCCGGAGCGCGUGGUGGGCGUGCUCAACGCCAUCAACACGCUGCUGUCCGACAGCCACGCACCCUUCAUCUUCAUCCUGGUGGUGGACCCCAGCAUCCUGGCCGCGUGCCUCGAGAGCGCCGGCUCCAUGAAGGGCACGGCCGACAACGGCUACCUCUUCCUCAACCGCACCGUCACGCUGCCCUUCUCCGUGCCCAUCAUGGGCCGCCGCACCAAGCUGCAGUUCCUGCACGACGCCGUGCAGAGCCGCGACGACCUGCUCUACCGCGAGAUGACGCGCAAGCCGCGGCCGGGCGGCUGCAGCGGGGGCGGCGGCGAGGGCGCGCAGCUGCUGGCCGUGGAGACGCAGGCGGGCGCCGAGGGCGCGCAGAGCCGCAUAGACGCCGAGGCGGCGCGCCGCAUCCAGGAGGCACUCUUCUGCCUGCACGACGAGCGCGACUGCCUCUACGAGUACGUGCCCGACAACGUGGUGUCCAUGCGGCGCAUCGUCAACACCGUGCCCAUCACCGUGCGCCUGCUGCAGCAGCAGGACGGGGACUUCGCGGGCCCCACGCCGCGCCAGGCCGUCGCUUGGGUCGUGCUGGCCAACCAGUGGCCGUGCCGCCUCAGCUGGGUGCUGCAGUGCCUGGAGGACCGGCAGCAGGCGGGGGGCGCGCCCGAGGCCCGCGCGCGCCUCUGGGACGUGUUCUGCGACAACAGCCGCGAGCUGCACUCCAUGACCAAGGCGUUGCAGAACGUGCUGGACUUGGACGGCGACCCUGAGCUUUUCGAGCGCUUCCUGGGCGCCGACUUCCCUUUCACCGUGGCCCAGGCGCAGACCCUGCUGCGCUGCACCGUCAACCUGGACCACUCCAUCCGCCGCCGCAUGGGCCUCAUCCGGGCGGUCAGCGCGCUCAAGCCGCCCAGCCCGCCCAAGUCCCCAGCCCACGACGCCCCCCACGCUGCCGACGGAGCCAACCAUGCAGCCGGGGCCUUCCCGCCCGGUCAGGGCGCCGGGCACGCCCCGGCGCAUGCGGGCAACGCCCACCAGCCCCGGGACGGGGCGCACGGGGGCAAGCCACGACUCGUGGCCUGAGAACCCUUACAGCCCAGGUGGGUCUUGAAAGAGUACUCCGGGAGCAGCGGGAGGGAACCGUUGCUCCGUCUGCCCGGACGAGGGAGUGAAGGGUGCGACUGGGCCCAAGGCCGCCCGUCCGGGUCUGCAGUGAGGACUGUGGUGCCCCCCCCGCCCCCCACCCAGGUGAAACUGUGAGCCAGAGAGCUGCUGGCAGUGGCAGGCUACUGAGCCAGUGACCAGGGAAGAACCCCGGGUUCAAGUGCAAUAAAUGGAGAUGUGAAAGCC